AUGGACCCCUCACAGGAUCCCAGCCAGCUCCCGGAAGCCACACCGGAUGCUCCAGACCGCAACACCAUGGAACAAAUCCGCCUGAGGCGGCUUGCCAAAUUAGGCACAGCUUCACCGAAACCCUCCGAAGAAAGCGGCCCCUCUACUAAGCCAGAGGGCACGUCCACAACUCUGUCAGCACCGACUCCCGAACAACGCGCAUCGCCGGCCGCCCAGGCGAGCGAGAAGCGCAAGAUCAACGUUACGCCGACACCAGCAGACAAACCGCAAGUCUCUUCCUCCCCGUCCUCGACCAUCCCGGAUCGAUCGCAUAAGCGGGCCGCUGCGAAGAUUGAUGACCGCCCACAGGCCACGCAGCCGGCAACCAAAAAGCCCAACAUGGCGCCCGAGGAGUCUAUCGAUGAUUAUACCCACCGCACCGUCAGUUCGUUAUUCCGAAUUACCUUGAAUUCCAGUCAAACGGAUGACGGCCACGGCCACCAAACCACAUUCCUGCCAGGCGUAGCCUCCGAACUUGCCGAGGUCGGUGCGCCCGCCAAGUUCACCGUGGCAGUCCUCGAUACGACGUUGUUGGAGGCAGCUACGGCGCAACCGCACGCGACACCACUUCUUCGGUACUUGCUACCAUGCUGGAAGAGAGUCAGUCGAACAAUGGCCUUGCUCAAGGAUGGCGAGAAGCAGAAGAGAGAGGUUUUGGAGGAGGCGAAGAGACUCUGUAUGAGCUACUGUCUCUUUGCGCUGACGAUUCCUGAUCUGUUCGGGCGACCCCAGCCCGAUGACCUCGUAACAUUUCUCCUCAGAAGCCAAGAACACGAGGAUUCUAUCUCCAUCGACUUCACCAAGGACGUUAUUUCCCGAUUUCCGGAGGACGAGCAGUACCCCGCCGUGUUUGCAGAUGCAAUGGCUGCUAUCAGCGUGAAGCUGUCUGAUAUGAGCAUGGAGUCUGAUUACCGGCCCUACUUGAACGCCCUGUCCUUUUAUGCAAAAUUCCCUCCUCUGCUAAGGGCGGUUUCCGAGCACGAAAUGUUUCUGUCAGCCACCACUGGCCCAGAAGUGGAGAGGAAGACCAUACUCGGCCCUUUCUUCCGACUGUCGCCGCUUCAGUCCGAGGUCAGCCUGACAUACUUCCCGAACCCUCGCUCACUCGAUAAGGGGAGGGCAGCGCAGUCACAAGAUGCUCUUCGUGCCAUUCUGCGGGUAUAUCAGGAUGAGCUUUUCGCGAUUGCCAACGCCUUCAUUCGUUCUGACUCUGAUACGAGAAACCGCAUGCUCGACUGGUGCGCCCUCGGAGUCAACACUAAUCACAAGCGAAGAGCCAUCCAGGUCGAUCCUCGGGAGGUCUCUUCAGACGGCUUCAUGGUCAACUUGACUGUCAUUCUCGACCGCUUCUGUUCGCCCUUCAUGGACACAACCUUUUCCAAGGUUGACAGGAUCGAGGUUGACUAUUUCAGGCGCAACCCUAGGGUAAGUAUCAAGGACGAGACCAAGAUUAACGCCGACCAAGCCGCCUCAGACGCCUUCUACGCCAACGCAGAUUCCAAGAGCUCCAACUUCAUAUCCGAGGUUUUUUUCCUGGCUCUGGCUGCCCAUCACUACGGCAGCGGCGCGACCAACUCGAAGCUGAAAUCAUUGGACCGAGACAUAAAGUUCUACGAAAAGCAUAUCACGGCCAUGGAGGCGGAGCGAUACAAACUGGCUAAUAAUCCUGCUCGACUUGCCAUGUUCGAAGUCAGCCUCAAAAGGCAUACAGAUGUAUUGGAGAAGGCAAUCGCGUCCAAGAACGCUAUUGAGGGUGUUUUUCUCGACGAUAAGAUGCAAGAAUUAUCCUUGCGGUUCAUGAAGUAUGUCGCGGUUUGGAUGCUGCGUCUUGCCAGCCAAUCAGCCUACACACCGGAGAAGGACCUAGCACUCCCGUUGCCUUCGCCCCAGCCGGAGGCGUUCGCGUGUCUGCCUGAAUAUGCUCUACAGGACGUGGUAGACAACUUCAAAUUCGUAUACCGAUACCUACCUCAGAUUAUGCCGUCAGCUGUCGGCAGCGAAAUGAUUGCUCUCUGCAUUGCAUUCCUUCAAUCAUCAGAGUUCAUCAAGAACCCAUAUCUCAAGUCCUCCUUAGUCACACUUCUCUUUUCCGGAACCUGGCCGUUCUCUCACUUCAAGAAAGGGGUUCUCGGCGACCAGCUGUAUGGCUCAAAAUUCGCCAACAAGCAUCUUCUCCGGGCCCUGAUGAAGUUUUACAUUGAGGCCGAGUCCACGGGUGCACACACGCAGUUCUAUGACAAGUUCAACAUUCGGUACGAGAUUUUCCAGGUCAUCAAGUGUGUCUGGGGCAACGACGUGUACAGGGAGCAGCUUGCACGCGAGAGCAAGGUCAACCGACAGUUUUUUGUUCAAUUCGUCAACUUGCUUCUCAAUGAUGCCACCUAUGUGCUUGACGAAGCCUUGACCAAGUUCCCCAAGAUUCAUCAGCUGCAAGCUGAGCUAGAACAGAAUCCCGGCAUGACGCCUGAAGAUCGCGAAAAGAAGCUCGAGGAGCUGCAGACUCUGGAAGGUCAGGCCGGAUCCUAUAUGCAGCUGGCCAAUGAGACCCUGGCCAUGAUGAAGCUCUUCACCUCGGCACUCGCCGAUGCUUUCACAAUGCCAGAGAUUGUGCAGCGGUUAGCGAGCAUGCUCAACUACAACCUCGAGACGCUGGCGGGCCCCAAGAUGGGCCAAUUGAAGGUUAAUGAUCCUUCCAAAUAUCACUUUCAGCCGCGAGUGCUGCUGUCCGACUUUGUCGAUAUUUACCUCAACCUUGCCAACUCGCAGGCCUUCAUCGACGCCGUCGCCGCCGACGGACGCUCGUACAAGCCUGAAACUUUUGACAAGGCAGGGUUCAUUCUGAUGAAGCGCCACAUGAAGGACGAUGUCGAGCUGAAAAAGUUUGAUGCCCUCAAGAACAGCUUCAAGGAGUCCAAGGCCAUCGCCGACCAGGCGGAACUAGAUCUCGGCGAGAUCCCUGCAGACUUUGAGGAUCCCAUCCUCGGUGACCUGAUGAAGGACCCCGUCAUCCUGCCUUCACAGCAUGUCGUCGAUCGCUCGACCAUUAUGCAGCACCUUCUGUCUGACCCCAAGGACCCCUUUACACGUCAGCCGAUGACGAUCGAGGACGUGGUGCCUGACCAGGCUCUGCGGGACAGGAUCGAAGCCUGGAAGGCGGAGAAGAUUGAGGCUGCUAAGGCCAAGGUUUUGGGCGACUCUAUGGAUACAACGGACGGAUGA
Verticillium nonalfalfae is the source of this 3258-nucleotide messenger RNA. RefSeq lists its product as uncharacterized. Lineage: Eukaryota; Fungi; Ascomycota; Sordariomycetes; Glomerellales; Plectosphaerellaceae. Gene Ontology annotation, molecular function: ubiquitin-ubiquitin ligase activity. Gene Ontology annotation, biological process: protein polyubiquitination. Gene Ontology annotation, cellular component: cytoplasm; ubiquitin ligase complex; nucleus. The transcript is spliced from 6 exons. The coding region runs from base 1 to 3258 and encodes 1085 amino acids. The record is from RefSeq and is a predicted model, not a curated record.